This is a messenger RNA of Aphidius gifuensis, 1713 nucleotides long. RefSeq lists its product as uncharacterized. Gene Ontology annotation, molecular function: protein binding. Lineage: Eukaryota; Metazoa; Arthropoda; Insecta; Hymenoptera; Braconidae. The record is from RefSeq and is a predicted model, not a curated record. Bases 248 to 1549 code for a protein of 433 amino acids. The transcript is spliced from 6 exons.
UAGAAUGAAAACUGAUCUUCCUUCUCCCGAAAAAAGUAAACAUAAUAAACAAAAACAAAAAGUCCGUUAAAAUAAACGUGUGUUUACGUUGGUGAUUUAAUUUUUACUUGAUAAUAAUAACAUAGUUUUUUCAUGACAUUUACAAAGAUCUAUGCAUGACAGAAAAAUUAUAAAAAUAUUUAUUAAUAUAUUUUAAAAAACUAUUAUUUAUUGUUGAUAAAUAAUAAUAAUAAAUUAAAUUUUAAUAAUGAAUUUACAAGAAUUUUCAUUGCCACUUGAAAUAUGGGAAAUUAUUUGGUCUAAUAUGUGUAUUGAAGAUUUAACAAGAUCAAAACGUGUCAGUUCAUUUUGGUAUAAAAAUAUUGAAAAAAUUGCUAAAAAUGAAGACUGGCAGAGCAAGUGUAUUGCUGAAAUACCAAGAGGUGUACUUUAUUCAUUGUUCAAAGAAAUAUGUGGUACAGAUAUGAUUGAUAAAAAUUUAAUAAAACCAAUUAUAUGGUUUAAAACAUAUAAAAAUUUUAAAUUAUGGCAAAGAAAUUAUUCAAGUGGUUGUGUUAAUGCUGUCAUAUCAAUUAACAAUAGAAAUGGAAAUAAAACUGAUGAAUUUUCUUGCAUGGCUGUUCAUGGUGAAAUUUUGGCACUUGGUACAAUGAAUGGAUUUAUUUAUUUUUAUCAUUUAUCAAAUUUACAAAAAUCAUUUUUUAUUGCUGAUCAUUUGGAAUGUGUCAUCAAGAUUGAAUUUUGGGAAACAGAUGAUGGUAUUCGUGGAGUAUCACAAUGUCAAAAUGAAAAGAUAAAAUUUUGGGAUUUAAAUAGAAAAAAAGAAGAUAAAAAUUAUUUUAGCUAUGGAUCGUUUAUGGUAGCAAGUGGUGAUACAUUGUAUACAACAAGCUGUGGUGAUGAUAGAAUUGGUGUACGUUCUGGUUCAUCAAUUUGUAAAUUUAAAAAAUCACAAUUUCAAGAAAUAACAAUGGGUGAACACAAGCUUUACAUUGAUGAUGAUUAUUAUCCAAUAAAUGCAACAAUUAAAAAUUUUCAAGCUGAAGAUUAUGGUGAUACUAAAAUUCUAUCAAUAACAUCAGUUGAUAAAAAUUAUGUUGGUGUUUACGAGGUUCAUUAUGAAUCUGGUUUAUUCGUUUAUGGAUUAAAAGAAGUUGAACAAUUACCUGAAAUUAUAAAUGAAUCAACAAUUAAAAAAAUUUAUGUCUAUGAUCAUGUUAAAUUUAUCUUGGCUAAUGAUAAUAUUUGCAUCAAUAUACCUGGAUGUUUAUGGACUAUUUAUCAUAAUAUUUUUAUGAAACUUCGUGGUGUUAUUAAAUGUCUUGCUUAUCAUGCAAAUCUUUUGAUACUUGGUUUAGAUUCAGGUGAACUUCAUAUUAUCAAAUUAAAUCAUCAAAAUGAGCUACAACAUUUGGAUUUUAAUUCAUGCAAUAAAAAAGUUUAUAUGCUUGAUUAUUUGCCAAUUAUAAAUGUUAAUUUUUCAAUGGGAUACAACAAACGAUUUGUAUUUGCAAUGUCAACAUCAAAAGUAUUUGUCAUCAAGCUUUAAUUAAUUUAUCAAAUCAAUUUAAUUAAUUUUACUUUCUUUUUUUUUCGUUUGGAAAAGUAAUUUUUUUGUUUGUUUUUUUAAUUAUUAAUUUUUGAUGUAUUGUCUUGAGUUUUCUUUAUUAUUUUUUCAUUAGCAUGUAAUUUAAAUAAAUUUAAUUAAAUAAA